This is a messenger RNA of Penicillium griseofulvum, 1464 nucleotides long. RefSeq lists its product as uncharacterized. The transcript is spliced from 3 exons. Gene Ontology annotation, biological process: regulation of transcription by RNA polymerase II. NCBI's taxonomy places the organism in Eukaryota, Fungi, Ascomycota, Eurotiomycetes, Eurotiales, Aspergillaceae. The record is from RefSeq and is a predicted model, not a curated record. Gene Ontology annotation, cellular component: nucleus. Bases 1 to 1464 code for a protein of 487 amino acids.
AUGAUGUCUACUAUGUAUGACUCGGAUGAUGCCUUUAAUCGGUCGCCUCCAAUGGAGGCGAUGAAACCCAAUUAUGGAGAGAAGGAACCAUCACCACCGCCGUUUGUUUCGGCCGAAAAAGAUGCCGACGCAAUUGGUUCCCGUAAGCCCAACCAGCCGGAACCUCAGAGCUCAACCCGUGAGGGCGACCGAGUGCUGAUGGGGUUUCUAGCUCCGAACCACCCCGAGAUCGCUGUGGCGGCAAGGAAUUCUCCAUUGGAACUAUUACCUGGGAAUCUCAAAAAUUAUAAACAACCACCGGACUUCGAUCCCAGGGAUCCAAAGAAGUCAAAUCCAUUCGCAAGGAGUGGACCUCCACCAAAGGAAUUACUGGAUCUCCAGGAAAGCUCAGGCUCGGCCUCACAUAAGGGGACCGAGAAGAAACCUCUGUUGGAAUCGCCUCCAGUCCCAAUACAGCCACAGCCAGAUGUUAAGAUUAAAAAUGAGGUUCAACAUGUUCGACUUCAAUCAUUCAGUGGCCCGAGCCCACGACCACAAGGGUUGCCCUAUCUCAAAACUUCUCCGGAAAACGAGCCCCCAAUUCCUCUCCCAUCGCUAAAAUUGAGUGAACCAUCUUCUGGAUCAAGUCUCGCAAAAUCACCAGAUGCCAGCAAUAAGCAAACACUGCCGUCUAUCCACAAAGCUAUCAGCGAACUGUCAGAUUUCGAUCCACCACCAGUCAACACAAUGCCAUCACCCUUCGCCUUCUCCUCGUGUCCUACAUCAACUACAUCAGGGAACGAUUCUCCAUUUGACCGUGCUUUUCCAGGAAAGUUUUCCAUCCCUGCAAGUCCUUUUUCUCACUUUUCCCCGGUGAGCAUGAAGGACUCAUCUACCAACCCUUCUCCAGCCUCGCACUCGUCCUUUUGGCGCGGACCUCCUCAUUCUGAGAUGCUAUCCGCCCAGACCCCAUAUGAAGCUUCCCCUAUGACUGCCAAAAGCCCAGCGACCAGUUAUCCUACGCCAACGGAACAGGUUGGUGCUGGUAUGGGUGAUCGGCAUUCGCUUGCGGCGUCCACUCCCCAGGCCAAUGGAGGCCCCGUGGGUAGUUAUAAGUGCACACAUGCUGGAUGCACUGCUGCGCCCUUCCAAACUCAGUAUCUUCUCAACUCGCACGCAAACGUGCACUCACAAGACCGUCCACAUUUCUGCCCGGUAGAGGGCUGCCCACGCGCACUAGGUGGGAAAGGUUUCAAGCGCAAGAAUGAAAUGAUGCGCCAUGGACUCGUGCACAACUCCCCGGGCUACGUCUGUCCAUUCUGUCCAGACCAGCAACACAAAUACCCGCGACCCGACAAUCUUCAACGACAUGUUCGUGUACACCACGUCGACAAAAACAAAGACGAUCCCAUUCUCCGACAGGUUCUCGCGCAAAGGCCGCUUGGUAGCGCUCGCGGGAGAAAACGAAGGAUGAACAAUACAUGA